AUGACUUUAAUCACUAUCCCACAAUUCCCAGAAUACAACGUUUCAAUCACGUUAUUCAAAGACGUGACGAAUUCCAAAGUUAUACGAUCUCAUAUUGCUGAUUCCAAAAUUGCAUUCCUAGAUGCGAAAUUAAUCGUAUCUACAGAACAAGUAUACAGUGCCAUAUACAAAGCAUUAAUUGAAAAUAAAUAUAAUAGGUUGAGAACUAAGACUAUCCUUUCUGAAUGUUUGUUUUGUUUAAGUCCUACUUCCAAUAUUGGCGAUGCCUUUAAGAAAUUCGGUAUUAAAGAUGAUUCAAAAAAUGUUAUUUGUUUGAAAGUUUUGAGUAAUGGUGAAUCACUUGAUGACGUUAAUAAAGAGGUGCUUGAUGUGGUUGAUGGUACUAUGAUCGAAUUCAAUGAUGAUAAUUUAAAGGAUAUGUAUGAUGUAACGUUAGUUAGAAAGAUCUAUAAGUUGGAAAAGGAUUUUCAACCUGCAACAACUACAGAGCUAUCACGGGCAUUGGUAAAUGCUAUUCAAAUUAGAGGUCUAUGA
This is a messenger RNA of Naumovozyma dairenensis CBS 421, 534 nucleotides long. RefSeq names its product Cgi121p (gene CGI121). NCBI's taxonomy places the organism in Eukaryota, Fungi, Ascomycota, Saccharomycetes, Saccharomycetales, Saccharomycetaceae. The coding region runs from base 1 to 534 and encodes 177 amino acids. Gene Ontology annotation, cellular component: cytosol; EKC/KEOPS complex; nucleus. The transcript has a single exon. Gene Ontology annotation, biological process: telomere maintenance via recombination; tRNA threonylcarbamoyladenosine modification. The record is from RefSeq and is a predicted model, not a curated record.